AUGACUCCCGGAAUAGCUAUCAGGCAGUGCAUCGCGCGAAUGCUCAGCCCCAUGGCGUACCUGCCGCCAUUCACAGCGGAUUCGAGGGAAAACGGGGGAGAGGGGGAAAAGCGGGGGGAGAUGGAGAAGGUGCUAGUGCGGCCAGGCGUGUUAGAGCUGAUGGAUGAAGUGAGACAGAGAGUACGUGGAGGGAUGUGGGUGGAAGAAGAGGAGGGAGAGCGGGGGGGUGGAAAGAGCAAGGGAGCUGUGGUGACUUUUGAGUCGACUCAAAAGUCACCUGGGUGGAAGAAGAGGGAGAGCGGGGGAUUGAAAAGAGGAAGGGAGCCCGCAUGCCGGAUAGGAGGGGAUGUGUUUUUUGAGACGGGAUUUAACGUUUUUAAAAUGUUGUCUCUUGACUGGAGGGUCUGCUGGUGGCGGUGUGUUCUGCAGCCACUAAGAGCUCAGUUGUCUUUCAAGUCGACUCAAUAUUCUCUCCCCAUUCCCCCACUUCCCCACCUGUCCCCCGCCUUUCUUCCCCCCUUCUCCCCCCCGUCCUCCCCCCUCUCUCCUUCGUCUCAGGGUCUGCUGGUGGCGGUGUGUUCUGCGGCCACCAAGAGCUCAGUCGUCUUCACUCUCACCAGCCUGCUUGGGAAGGUACUGUUCAUUCCCCCUCGCUCUAUUUGUAUGGUGGUGCCUCAGAAAUAG
Messenger RNA from Closterium sp. NIES-65, 684 nucleotides. NCBI's taxonomy places the organism in Eukaryota, Viridiplantae, Streptophyta, Zygnematophyceae, Desmidiales, Closteriaceae. The record is from the annotation of a GenBank genome assembly.